This is a messenger RNA of Passer domesticus (house sparrow), 745 nucleotides long. RefSeq names its product mitochondrial ribosomal protein L30 (gene MRPL30). NCBI's taxonomy places the organism in Eukaryota, Metazoa, Chordata, Aves, Passeriformes, Passeridae. Gene Ontology annotation, molecular function: structural constituent of ribosome. Gene Ontology annotation, biological process: translation. Gene Ontology annotation, cellular component: mitochondrion; large ribosomal subunit. The transcript is spliced from 5 exons. The record is from RefSeq and is a predicted model, not a curated record. Bases 133 to 552 code for a protein of 139 amino acids.
CGCACACGGAGAUGGCGAUGGCGGCGGGCCGGGCGGGCCUGGGGCUUGCGGGCACCGGGAAGGUGGUUCCUCGCUGUAAGGAAAGUGCACACAAGUUCUGCCCUCCUCUCCCUGCAGGUGCUGGGGAAGAGGAUGGAGGGGAUGGCGUCCCCGCUGUGGGUUCGUUGUCUCUUCACCAGGUCGAAUAUUCCAGACUCGGUAUUUCAGCCACGGCCUGGAGAUCAUGAAAAGUAUGGAGGGAACCCUGAGGAGCCCCACAAAAUCCACGUUAUUACUAGAAUAAAAAGUGUCAUUGGUCGCCCCUAUUGGGAGAAGAAGAUAAUACGUGACCUGGGACUGGAUAAAGCACAUCAGCCAAGACUGCACAAAAAUAUCCCUUCUGUGAAUUCCAGACUGAAAGUUGUUAAACAUCUGAUAAGAAUCCAGCCACUGAAACUGCCCCACGGGCUGCCAACAGAAGAGGAAGUGUCCAGCACUGUUCUGACAACCAGGGGAGAGCUUAUCAUUAAAAAGCGCCUGAAACCUGUGGAGCAGAAAGAAAUUAAGGCAUAAGGUGUGCUGGUUGGAUUUAGAUUUUAUAAAAUAAAUACUUUAAAUCCCCAGUUGAGAGUUGGUGUAUGAAAAGUAAAAAUUCUUACUCUGGUAUGAAUGGCAAAGGUGAUAUUGAUGCUUAAAGCAGGUGUACAGAUACAGAAUUGAAUGUUGUUAAUAGUUAUCUGAAAUAUUAAAUUACUUGUACACUCUC